AUGCCUGUUCCCUGGCUCCUGCUGACCUUGGCACUGGGCCGAAGCCCCAGGGUCCUCUCGCUGGAGAGGGGUGUGGGCCUUCAAAGCACUGCCCACUGCUCCGCGGGCCUCUCCUGCCGACUCUGGGAUGGCGAAGGGCUCUGCCUGCUGGGGACUGGGACUGUUGAACCUGCCCCCGGCCCUGUGCUGGAACCUAGUCGCCUGCAGACAGAGCUGGUGCUGAGGUGCCACGAGGAGGAGGCUGACUGUGACCUCUGUCUGCGCAUGGACAUCCAUUUAGCGGUGCAUGGGCAUUGGGAAGAGCCUGAAGAUAAAGAAUUGGAAGGAGCAGCCAACCCAGAGGCUGGCGAGGCUGGCAAGGCUGGCAAUGCCGCGCUGCAGUCCCACCUCCUGCUGUCCUUCCAGGACCACCCUUCUGCUGGCUGCUUCCUGCUGGAGGUGCAAGUGCCUGCCUCCCGCGUCCGGUCUGGUCUGUCUGCGGGCUCCGUGAUGUUUGACUGUUUUGAGGCCGCCCUGGGGGGUGAAGUGCAAAUUUGGUCCUAUACUCAGCCCAGAUACCAGAAGGAACCCAACCUCACCCAGGCGAUGCCUGCUGCUCUGCCCUGGCUGAGCCCGUCUGCCGACAGCAAAGACAGGCGCCUGGUGCUGGAUAUCUCAGAGGGGCAACACUUUGGCAUCUCCCUGUACUGGGACCAGGACUGGGCCCCCCCAGAGCCCAAGUGGCAAGCAAACCUGACGGGGCCACAAAACUUCACGCUGAACCACAGAGUACUGGUUCCUUGCCUCUGUGUUCAGGUGUGGCUCCUGGAGCUGGAUGCCAAGAGGACCAACCACUGCCCCUUCCAAAAGGACCCCCGUGCACAUUGGAACCUGUGGCGUGCUGCUCAGCUGCAGCUGCUGCCACCCCUGGGGUGGCGGCUGGUGGCACCCUGCCCGCUGUUUGCUGAGGUGGUGUUGUGCUGGAGGGCACCAGGUGGGACCCCCUGCCAGCCGCUGGUUCCGCAACUGUCCUGGAAAAACAUCACAGUGAAAGAGCUCCUCAGGUUCCCCUUGCUGAAAGGUCACCCCAACCUCUGCGUCCAGGUGAGCAACUGGGAGAAACUACAGCUGGAAGACUGCUUGUGGGCUGACUCCCUGGGUCCCCCCAAGGAUGACGUGCUGUUGGUGGAGAAACGAGGCUCCCAGGACAACAGAUCCUUCUGUGCCUUGGAAGCCAGUGGUUGCACUCCGCUUCCUAGCAGGACCUCCACGCGGGCAGCUCGCCAUGGAGAGCAGCUCCUUUGGGAUCUGCAGUCAGGUCUGUGUGAACAGCUCUGGAAUGACACACUGGGAGCGCUGUGGGCCUGCUCCAUGGACAAGUACAUCCACAAGCGCUGGGUCCUGGUGUGGCUGGCCUGCCUUCUCACUGCCGCUACUCUGCUGCUACUUUUGCUUCUCAAAAAGAACCAGGUGAAAGAGGCCACGCGGGGCCGCCGGGCUCUUCUCCUCUACUCCCCCGACAACGCCAGCUGCGAGCGCCUGGUGGGCGUCCUGGCGUCGGCGCUGUGCCGGCUGCCGCUGCGCGUGACCGUGGACUUGUGGAGCCGCCGUGAGCUGAGCACGCAGGGCCCCCUGGCUUGGUUCCACUCGCAGCGGCGCCAGACCCUGCAGGAGGGUGGCGUGGUGGUCCUGCUUUUCUCACCCGGGGCCGUGGCGCUGUGCAGCGAGUGGUUGCAGGACGCGGCCUCCGCGCCCGGGGCGCACACGCCGAACGACGCCUUUGCCGCCUCGCUCAGCUGCGUGCUGCCAGACUUCUUGCAGGGUCGGGCGCCCGGCCGCUACGUCGGGGCCUGCUUCGACCGGCUGCUACCCGUGGCCGCCGUGCCCGCCCUUUUCCGUUCCGUGCCCAUCUACUCGCUGCCCGCGCAGCUGCCUGACUUCCUGGAGGCCCUGCGGGGAUCUGACGGCCCCCGGACGGGGCGCCGCCGGGAGAGGACGGAGCCCGUGGCCCGGGCCCUGCAGCACGCCCUGGACAGCUGCUUCCCGCCCUUGGCAGGCCCGGGGCUCGAUAGAAGAUAGGAUGAGCCUCGGGGCCCAGGAUAGGACUUGAAUAAAG
Molecule: messenger RNA, 2095 nt
Organism: Echinops telfairi (small Madagascar hedgehog)
Lineage: Eukaryota; Metazoa; Chordata; Mammalia; Afrosoricida; Tenrecidae
Gene: IL17RC
Product: interleukin 17 receptor C
Exons: 17
Coding region: 1-2058 (685 amino acids)
Molecular function (GO): interleukin-17 receptor activity
Source: RefSeq, a predicted model, not a curated record